AUGAUGAAGCAGUUUUUUUCUCGUUCAAUUCGCCGAUGGGUCUCGUCCAUAGCUCUGUUACUAAUUUCAUUAAUCGUUGGGAUUAUCUAUAUACGACGAACUACACAACCAGCUACGACGUGGAUAUCGGCGCCUAUUCCCAGUAGCACACAGAGUCCUGCUUGUCCAAAAGAUAAGAGAGCGACGAGAAUAUCAUUUCUUAGUUCACGUUCUUUCUGUAUACAUUUACUGUCUGAAGAUAUCGUUUCGAAUUCAAUCGCUACGUCUCAUUCAUGGAUGCCACAUCAAACUAGAUUAAUUGCAUCUAUUCUGGCUGAUACUCCAUCAAAAUCAGCUGCUUUCUUAGACAUUGGUGCUAACAUUGGUUGGUUUACUCUAGUCAUGGCAACACUUGGCCACAAAGUUAUCGCUAUAGAACCCAUGCAGAAUAAUGUUAAGCUACUGCAAGCAUCCGUACACGCAUCGCAAGUGUCACAAAAUGUUAUAGUACAUCCCAAUGGUCUUGGUGUCAAACCGAGCUUGUGUAUACUCUACAGUGAUAAUCGUAAUGUCGGUGAUGGGCAUACGAUAUGUGACAUCACAUCCGAGAAAGAAGCUAGUAGACGUAUACCUGGGGGUUAUUCACUCAGACAAGUUAUUAAUAGUACACGACUUGAUACUCUAGUUAAUCAGAACAUCGAUGUGAUGAAAAUCGAUGUCGAAGGAUCAGAAUUAUAUGCAGUACAAAGUGGCAUUCGUUUGUUCGAUGAAUAUACAGUUCGUCACAUCAUAUCGGAAUUCAGUCCUCGAAUGAUGCGAGAGAAGCAAAGUGAUCCAUACGAAUACUUGAAAUUCUUCGCCUCUCGCGGGUAUAGCAUUCGAAUCGUUACUGAUCAAUUAGCAAGUUUAUAUGAGCAAAAAGCAUGGCAAUCAGUACCGAUUCACAAAUCUGAUGACGAUCUACGAAGAUUAAGUAAUGGUGAACAAAUAGAAUUAUGGUUUACAAAAACGUGA
Messenger RNA from Adineta ricciae, 993 nucleotides. The record is from the annotation of a GenBank genome assembly. NCBI's taxonomy places the organism in Eukaryota, Metazoa, Rotifera, Eurotatoria, Adinetida, Adinetidae.